UAUAAAUAUAAUAGAAACAAAUUUAAAAGACACGUUUUGACAACGUUUUAUACAACGCGAGUAAUAGGCGCAUGCGCACAUGUCUGUCCAAGUUGACUUCCGUUUCGUAGUACCUUCCUUUUCUUUCUAAACGUUCAAGAUGGUAAACGUUCCGAAGCAAAGACGUACUUUUUGCAAGAAAUGCAAGGUACACAAGCCGCAUAAGGUGACACAAUAUAAAAAAAGCAAAGAAAGGCAUGCGUCACAAGGUAGAAGACGUUAUGACCGUAAACAACAAGGUUUUGGUGGUCAAACGAAACCUAUAUUCAGAAAGAAGGCUAAAACUACCAAGAAAAUAGUGUUAAGAAUGGAAUGUACAGAGUGUAAGUACAGAAAACAAAUUCCUCUUAAAAGAUGCAAGCACUUCGAACUAGGUGGUGACAAGAAGCGAAAGGGACAAAUGAUUCAGUUCUAAAUGAUUUAUUUUAUGCUAUGUUCUGUAUAUUUAAUAAGAAAUAAAAUAAAUCUUCAGAAUUUUUA
Molecule: messenger RNA, 519 nt
Organism: Vespula vulgaris
Lineage: Eukaryota; Metazoa; Arthropoda; Insecta; Hymenoptera; Vespidae
Gene: RpL36A
Product: 60S ribosomal protein L44
Exons: 4
Coding region: 140-454 (104 amino acids)
Biological process (GO): translation
Cellular component (GO): cytosolic large ribosomal subunit; ribosome
Molecular function (GO): structural constituent of ribosome
Source: RefSeq, a predicted model, not a curated record